This is a messenger RNA of Arachis ipaensis, 991 nucleotides long. Lineage: Eukaryota; Viridiplantae; Streptophyta; Magnoliopsida; Fabales; Fabaceae. The record is from RefSeq and is a predicted model, not a curated record.
UGGCAGUGUGUGAAGGAGAGGAAGAAGGAAGCAAUGGCAAUUCCCAUAUUGAGGGCUGCAAUCAUUCCUCACUCUCAACCACUCCUUCAUUCUUCUAUAUCUGGUGGUAUUGAUGAAACUGCCAAAAAGAAGAAAAGACUGUUGCUUCCUUGUUCUUCUUCUUCUUCUGAGCUAAACCCUGCAAUUCGGUCAGAGGUUUCAUUUUCUGUUGGGUCUUGCCUCCUUCCUCAUCCAGACAAGGUUGAUAGAGGUGGGGAAGAUGCUUUGCUUGUCAGCAACUAUAAUGGGGGAGUUCUUGCUAUUGCUGAUGGUGUUUCUGGUUGGGCAGAAGAGGAUGUGGAUCCUUCGUUGUUCCCACGUGAAUUGCUGGCUAAUGCUUCUAAUUUUGUUGAAGAUAUGGAGGUAAUUAUGACAAUGAAUAUUGUUUUUAAGUUAUAUCUCUUCUUCAUUUUGUUGCUAGCAAAGGCAUUAGCUAACUUGGCAAGAAUUCAUGCCACGGAUUCAAAUUUUGAUUCUCCCUAUUCAUUGGAGGCCAGGUCUAAGGGUUAUGAUGCGCCGCUAUGGAAGAAGAUUCUUGGAAUGAAGCUUACAGGUGGGAAGCUUGAUGAUAUUACCGUAAUUGUUGGUCAGGUUGUAAGUUCCUGAGAACUGCUAAUCCAUCUUGAUUAGUUGAUUAUACUUGAAGAAAGCAAAGAUCCUGAUUGUGGAGAUCACCAUAGCAACAAUUCUCUUCAGUAUACUGUGAUCACUAAAUGUUGGUGAUGCACUCGAAAAAUGGACAUAAGGAUUUUUCAUGGAAAUAUUUAUGCUUUGCUAUGAAGUGUUAUGUUGUGCAUCAUGCAUUUAGAGAGUGUUGUAUAAUGUGAUAUUCUUUAUAAAUUAAAUUUCUGUUUUUGAAAUGUUACGUCUGUUUCUGAUGAAGGGUAGUUAUGUAAGUAAUUCUACAGAAAAAUAACGUUAUAAUUACUGUCAAUUUGAAUUAGAAUUCUGG